This is a messenger RNA of Exophiala mesophila, 1076 nucleotides long. Its product is annotated as V-type proton ATPase subunit F. Gene Ontology annotation, biological process: proton transmembrane transport. NCBI's taxonomy places the organism in Eukaryota, Fungi, Ascomycota, Eurotiomycetes, Chaetothyriales, Herpotrichiellaceae. Bases 224 to 598 code for a protein of 124 amino acids. The record is from RefSeq and is a predicted model, not a curated record. The transcript is spliced from 4 exons. Gene Ontology annotation, cellular component: fungal-type vacuole membrane; proton-transporting V-type ATPase, V1 domain. Gene Ontology annotation, molecular function: proton-transporting ATPase activity, rotational mechanism.
CAGGUACCAUCAUUGUCGUCUGGCUUGUAGACGUUGAUGAGGUUCGCAUCCCCUGCUGCUCUUCGAGAGCACAGCCCCUUCCAUACACCUACGAACAAUUCAUUCUGUUCGUGAAUAUAUUUCUUUCCGCCCAGUUGACCGAAAAAAUUGUGCAGAGUCGCAUAGGUAGUGCAAGGUUCCAUUUACCUCACAGAUCUGAGCCAGUUCUGAGUUCAGCGCCAUCAUGGCCGCACCCGCUUCAGCGUACAAGGACCGACAGUUCCUUGCAGUUAUCGGUGACGAGGACUCUGUUACUGGCCUACUCCUUGCCGGUGUUGGUCAUGUCACAGACCCUCCUGAUGCACAAAAGAACUUCUUGGUCGUCGACUCAAAGACAGAAAAAUCCUUGAUCGAGUCAACCUUCAACAGAUUCACAAAAGAGCGCAAGGACAUUGGCAUUGUUCUCAUAAAUCAACAUAUUGCAGAGCAGAUUCGGGAUACGGUUGAUCGGUUCCAGGAAGCCUUUCCAGCAGUUUUGGAGAUCCCCAGCAAAGACCAUCCAUAUGACCCAGAAAAGGACAGUGUGCUGCGACGAGUGAGAAGGCUGUUCGGAGAAUAGACAAAUUAAAUGUCAUGAGUACAACAACCUUUGAGCCCCUUUAACACCCUUUAGCGCUACAAGUUUACAAUGAUAGAGCCGGCCCUGAUGGCUUACCAUCGAAACCUCCUUGGUUAUGUCGAUGCCUCCACUUCUGCCUCUUUCCACUUCUUCCAUAGAAUAAUACAGGUCACUUUCAGCAUCUCAGUCAGUCGACAUGAUGUUGAGGAAUGCAAGGAAUACAAUGAACAGCAGAUCUGGAAUGGAGGCUGCUGGAGGACAGAUCCGAAUUGCACGUUGUGAUAGUAUGGAGCUAUUAGCGGGGAAUCGUUUGGCCGCCUCCGAAUAACCGGGGGAGCAGAGCAAGCGAGGCUGCAUUUUCGAAUGUCCUGUAGUCCUUCGACCAGUAAUGCUAUCAGGUUGGUCUAAUAUGGCCGCUGAAGUCAACUCGUUGCACUCAAGCCGCACAACUAGCACAUACCUACUCGUCUGAUACACC